AAGUAUACGAAUAUAUGGAUUUUUUACGUCUCUCCGAUUCCCCGCGAAUAGAACAGAGGUUGAAGCAGCAAUUCAUUAGGAGUCUGCAAAAUGGGGGCAGAAGAAGCAGCCAUGGAACAAGAGAAGCUCGCAUCUCGGAAUCCAAGGACGAUUCCGAUCACAGAGACUCAGUUCCUAUCCUGGAAGAGGCAGAAGGAUGCUGAGGCAUCUGCAAAGAGAGAUGAAACAGCAAGGAAGCGUGCGGAUGAUAUAGCCUCAGGAGCAGUGCAAAUGAAUGGGCGAGAGCUUUUCUUGCACCAACCAUGGGUUUUUGAUAAUUCUCAAUAUUGAGGUUGGUUUUAGAUGGAAACAUUGUGGUGCUACGCUUUGUGGUCUCUUGAGAUAUUGGUCUUUUACUUUAAAAUGUUACCUUGUAUUUUAUUUGACUUUCAUUGCUCAUACGAGUCGGUAGUCCUUCAGCCCAAAAUUUUUAUUCUCUUUGGCCAUAGUAGCUGUAUAUGAAUCUGUGUAGGUUUCAUGCAUGGUAAAAUCCGUACAAAUUUUUUUGAA
This is a messenger RNA of Cucurbita moschata (crookneck pumpkin), 549 nucleotides long. Its product is annotated as zinc finger CCCH domain-containing protein 15 homolog. The record is from RefSeq and is a predicted model, not a curated record. The transcript has 2 exons. Lineage: Eukaryota; Viridiplantae; Streptophyta; Magnoliopsida; Cucurbitales; Cucurbitaceae. The coding region runs from base 91 to 330 and encodes 79 amino acids.